Messenger RNA from Linum trigynum, 3631 nucleotides. The record is from the annotation of a GenBank genome assembly. NCBI's taxonomy places the organism in Eukaryota, Viridiplantae, Streptophyta, Magnoliopsida, Malpighiales, Linaceae.
UAUAAAGAAAAAAAUUGACACUCCUUGACUCGUUUAAAUCCGCAUGUGUACGGUAAGUUGGCCCGUUCCAUAGAGGAAAGAGAAAAAAUUGACACUCCCUAUUUUACCCUUCCUACAAACGCUCAUGGAACAGGGAAUUUGAAAUGGGGGAAGAGUUUUUUUCACCCUGGUAUUAUAUGUUUUUAAUUUAAAAGGAUACAACAAAUGUACUUAGUGUGAUUGGUUAUGAUCCUUGCCUUUCUUUAAAAUGGUCAUGGUUCGAAUCCCAGUACAUACCUUUUAAUGAAUAAAAAAAAGUAAUUGUGAAGACCAAAAUGUCCUUCCUACUUUCACUCUCGUUGCAGGAAAUUUGAAAUGGGGCUCCCGUUUUUCCCUUCGGUGUAUUAUAUUAUGUGUAGAUUAUCAAAUAUAUAAGUCUAAAUUUUAUUAACCAUGAAAUAUAAUAUUAUAAUUAAACCGUUCAAACUAAUACAACAAUCAAAUUAUCCAAACUAAAUUUUAAUCGGUUUAGUUAAUUAGUUAACCAAAAUAACCAAUUAAUAAUCAUUAAGUGAGACAAUUUUUCAGUUACGGUUACGGGAAAACCGUACAGUUACGGGAAGAUUUUGAAAACCGUUGGGUGGGGGGGGGGGGGGGGGGGGGGGGGGCGGUUUUGGGCCAAACCACUACCCCACCCAGCGGUUUUGGUCUAAUUUUUUUUCUUCGAUCAACUCCUAACCUCGGCCGAAACUUCAAAAGAACGUAACCUUGCACUCGGGUAUCCGAUCGCAGUAAUUUUUUUUCAAUCCGCAUAACUUUUCGAGAUCUUGCAAGCCGCAAACAACCGUAGGCGGUUUGGUCCCCCCUCCGUCCCGAAAAAACGCCGUUUGCUACCCCGAACGAGCUUUUACCCGAUUUUGUCAAACUUUGGACGGCCAUAACUUUGUGCUCCAAAAUCCGAACGUCACAAAUUUUUUUUAAUUCAGCAUAGCUUUUUAAGUUCUACAAAUUUUACUAUGAUGAAAUUUUCAAACAUGAAUUAGUUUUGGAUAUACGGGAUCUUGGGAAUAACUUUACCUUUACUUUUCACAAAAGAGGAGUUGUAGUGGGGUGGUCUAGAUGUUGUGCUAAAUUUAGUUAACUAUUUAAUGUAUUUAGGCUCGAACCACCAUUGCUACUUUUUUUAAUCUCUCUACUAAAUAAAAAGAUUAAAUACGGAUCUUGGAAAUAACUUUACCUUUACUUUUCACAAAAGAGGAGUUGUAGUGGGGUGGUCUAGAUGUUGUGCUAAAUUUAGUUAACUAUUUAAUGUAUUUAGGCUCGAACCACCAUUGCUACUUUUUAAUUCAGCAUAGCUUUUAAAGUUCUAAAAGUUUUACUAUGAUGAAAUUUUCAAACAUGAAGUUGUGCUAAAUUUAGUUUAACUAUUUAAUGUAUUUAGGCUCGAACCACCAUUGCUACUUUUUUUAAUCCCUCUACUAAAUAAAAAGAUUUAAUAUGGGAUGAUGGUGACUCGAACCUAGGACCUAUUACAAACAAGUAAACAACUAAACCAAUUGUGACGAGACAACUUAUGUGAUUUAAGUGGACCAAAAGAAAAUACAUACUGCAAACCGCCGGAUGGAGGUGCGGUUUCCAACAAAACUGCCAUGGCUCAUACGGUUCGUAAAACCGGCCCCUACCCGUGCGAUUUCAUCGAAAACAGCAUCCCCCACCCAGCGGUUUUCGAGAAAGGGUGGUAUUUUCACCGUUUUAAUUGAUGAUAUUGGUGGGAAAUUAAUUGAUGGGUUGAAAUUCAAGGAUGACAAUUUCCCACUGAAACGUGAGAGAAAACAUAAGUCACAACUGUAUUUUACUGUUUCUUUCUCUCUGUGAUGUGUAGCUUUGCUGACAAAGCGGAUUGUGGUUGUUUAGUGUUCAUACAAGGUAAUAGCUUUUCUAACAAAGAUUGUAAAUGGGCGCCGGUGCAGCUUGUGGAUUAGCUCAUCUACCCCAAGACUGUAAAUAUUUUUAUCUCUUAGUCUGUUGUGAAUCCUAAGUACAUGCUUUAUACUAUUAGUUUCUGUUGUGAUGAAAGACAGCUGAUGUCAUUGCCCUUAGUAUGUCGCAGGAACAAUUAGAGACUUAAAUUAAUGUGUUUGGAGCAUGUACUUAUCCAACUGACAACUUGGUAUUCACAAGACCACCAGAUUCCUUUAGUAAGCUUAGGUUGUUCUUUUAAUGAUAGCAACAUCUAUGCUUGGAAAUUAUCAUAAGUUAAAUUCAUAAGUACCAAAAGUGGGGUCUUAUCUUUUUCAAUUUGUUUUGGUUACCUAAUUUUGGUCUUUUUCCACCUUUGUUCUUCUGUACAGGUGUUAGGAGAUGGUUCUCUUCCUAUCUCCAUGCCUGAAAAGGUGCAUGAUGUAAAUUUAGGUGAUGCACCCAAAACACUGGAUUCUAAUGAGUGUGAAUCUGCAGUUGAAGCACUGACCAAAUUGGAUGAUGUAAGUAGAUCAUUAUCUGAUAUUGCUUAGGAGAUGGUUAGGGCCACGCAGCCCUGUACCUAAAUCUAUGCAAUAAAUGUCAACGGACCCUCUAAUUAUCUCGUAUACACAUAAUUAUGUAAUGAGGAUUUUGCUGCUAAAUUUGUUUUACCAGCUUCAGCUAUAAUUGGUCGUUAGACAUUGCCAUUACAAUUAUUGUUUUAUGUUAGGCCUCACAUGCUACCCCUUCCAGAGUUCUAGUUGUUCUGUAUUUUGAAUCCAUAUCCUUGUCCUAACAGUACGUUUAUCUAGACUAUUUUCAUGUACUUUAAAGCGGUCCCAGUAGCAAUAUUGAUACUCACCUUAUCACCACCUCCAUAAAGAUGUUGUAUCUGUGGUGCUAUCUCCUCUAUCUCCUAUUGACAUGUUUUAAUUGUGUGUCUGCAGUUUUAGUUAUAUUUGACAUGUUUUGAUUGUGUCUGUAGUUUUAGUUAUAUUUGACAUGUUUUGAUUGUGUCCGCAAUUGCAGUUUCAGUUAUAUUGAAUUACGGUAUGUAAUGUGCAUUGAUUAAUCGUUGUGUGUUUCAUAUAAGCUAAACAAAAUUUCAUUUAAGGGGAUUCUCGAUGUUAAUAAAUAUUGAUCCUUUUAUUGUGAUUGUUCAUGGCAGACUCAAGGUAACUUUAAGUUGAUUGGUGUGGCAGCAACUACCCAAUAGUAUCUGCAAAAUGUUUUAGGUUGUUGCAGGUUCAUUCCAGUUUCUUAUUGAACUCCCUAUUAAAUCUUAUUAGUAUGCUACUGAUUUUUUAUACUCUUGAGAGGAUUGACAUAUGUAAAAUGGAUCAACACGUCAUCAAUUUAAGUUCUUUGUUUUGUUUCCUCCUCAAUAUGGCACAAGUAAUUUAAUGGAAGUUUUAAGUAUUUGGGAUUUUUGUUUAAUUAGGUUUACAAACUUACAGAGAAACAUAAACAUAUUACCAUAACCCAUGUCAAUCACAUCUAUUGUUGUUCAUGUAGAGAUAGAGAAGUGCAUGUUGCUCGAGAUAGGAUUCUUGAUAUCAAAAGUUCAUUGAUAGAGGAAAGAUGGUGGAACUUGAACUCUAGAUUAGCUUAAUGUAGAUUCGGUAGUUGAUAGAUAUUGUAGCUACUCAAUAAUAUAUUGUAGAAGUAUAGAUAAAACAUUAAGAUAAGA